This is a messenger RNA of Cervus elaphus (red deer), 8957 nucleotides long. It is a transcript of the gene KIDINS220, whose product is annotated as kinase D interacting substrate 220. The record is from RefSeq and is a predicted model, not a curated record. Lineage: Eukaryota; Metazoa; Chordata; Mammalia; Artiodactyla; Cervidae. Gene Ontology annotation, molecular function: protein binding. Bases 196 to 4245 code for a protein of 1349 amino acids. The transcript has 29 exons.
AGUUCUGGGCGAUAACUUGAAAAUGGCUGCCGGGUGUGGUGAGGGGAACGCGCCGAAAGCCACCGUCACCCCCUUUCUAGUCUUCUGACAGCACCUGCGGCAAAGCGGUUCCUUUCCGCCUCAGCGGUGGGCGCUGUUUUGGGGCCAGGUUGUGAGACGGUAUUGGAGUAAAGAAAACUAUAGCUUUCUGUGAAAAUGUCAGUUCUAAUAUCACAGAGUGUAAUAAAUUAUGUAGAAGAAGAAAACAUUCCUGCUUUGAAAGCUCUUCUUGAGAAAUGCAAAGAUGUUGAUGAGAGAAAUGAGUGUGGCCAGACUCCAUUGAUGAUAGCUGCUGAACAAGGCAAUCUGGAAAUAGUGAAAGAAUUAAUUAAGAAUGGCGCUAAUUGCAAUCUGGAAGAUUUGGAUAACUGGACAGCGCUUAUAUCAGCUUCAAAAGAAGGGCACCUGCACAUUGUAGAAGAACUACUCAAGUGUGGGGCUAAUUUGGAGCACCGGGAUAUGGGAGGAUGGACGGCUCUUAUGUGGGCAUGUUAUAAAGGCCGUACUGAAGUGGUUGAGCUGCUGCUUUCUCAUGGUGCCAAUCCAAGUGUUACUGGUCUGUACAGUGUCUACCCAAUCAUUUGGGCAGCAGGCAGAGGCCAUGCUGAUAUAGUGCAACUUUUACUGCAAAAUGGUGCCAAGGUCAACUGCUCCGACAAGUAUGGAACCACCCCUUUGGUUUGGGCUGCACGAAAAGGUCAUUUGGAAUGUGUAAAACAUUUAUUGGCCAUGGGAGCUGAUGUUGAUCAAGAAGGAGCUAAUUCAAUGACUGCACUUAUUGUGGCAGUAAAAGGAGGCUACACACAGUCAGUGAAAGAAAUUUUGAAGCGAAAUCCAAAUGUAAAUUUAACAGAUAAGGAUGGAAAUACAGCUUUGAUGAUCGCAUCGAAGGAGGGACAUACAGAAAUUGUACAGGAUCUCCUUGACGCUGGGACAUAUGUGAACAUACCUGAUAGGAGUGGAGAUACUGUCUUAAUUGGUGCUGUCAGAGGUGGUCAUGUGGAAAUUGUUCGAGCACUUCUCCAAAAAUAUGCUGAUAUCGACAUUAGAGGACAGGACAAUAAAACUGCUUUGUAUUGGGCUGUUGAGAAAGGAAAUGCAACAAUGGUGAGAGACAUCUUACAGUGCAAUCCUGACACUGAAAUAUGCACAAAGGAUGGUGAAACACCCCUUAUAAAGGCUACCAAGAUGAGAAACAUAGAAGUGGUAGAGCUGCUGCUGGAUAAAGGAGCCAAAGUGUCUGCCGUCGAUAAGAAAGGAGACACCCCUCUGCACAUUGCUAUUCGUGGGAGGAGUCGGAAACUGGCAGAACUCCUUUUAAGAAACCCCAAAGAUGGACGGUUACUGUAUAGACCCAACAAAGCAGGCGAGACUCCCUACAAUAUUGACUGUAGCCAUCAGAAAAGUAUUUUAACUCAAAUAUUUGGAGCCAGACACUUGUCUCCUACCGAGACAGAUGGUGACAUGCUUGGUUACGAUCUGUACAGCAGUGCCCUGGCAGAUAUUCUCAGUGAGCCUACCAUGCAGCCGCCCAUUUGUGUGGGCCUUUAUGCACAGUGGGGAAGUGGUAAAUCCUUCUUACUCAAGAAACUGGAAGAUGAAAUGAAAACUUUUGCAGGACAACAGAUUGAACCUCUGUUUCAGUUUUCAUGGCUUGUGGUGUUUCUGACCCUGCUGCUUUGUGGAGGGCUUGGUUUAUUGUUUGCUUUUACAGUAGACCCAAAUCUUGGAAUUGCAGUGUCAUUGAGCUUCUUGGCUGUCUUGUAUAUAUUUUUUAUUGUCAUUUACUUUGGUGGACGGAGGGAAGGAGAGAGUUGGAAUUGGGCCUGGGUCCUCAGUACUAGAUUGGCAAGACAUAUCGGCUACUUGGAGCUCCUCCUCAAAUUGAUGUUUGUGAACCCACCUGAGCUGCCAGAGCAAACCACUAAAGCUCUGCCUGUGAGGUUUUUGUUUACAGAUUAUAAUAGACUGUCCAGCGUAGGUGGGGAAACUUCAAUGGCUGAAAUGAUCGCCACCCUCUCGGAUGCUUGUGAAAGAGAGUUUGGCUUUUUGGCAACCAGGCUUUUCCGAGUGUUCAAGACUGAAGAUACGCAGGGUAAAAAGAAAUGGAAAAAAACGUGUUGUCUCCCAUCUUUUGUCAUCUUCCUUUUCAUCUUUGGCUGCAUUAUUGCUGGGAUUACUCUUCUGGCUAUAUUCAGAGUUGACCCCAAGCAUAUGACAGUGAAUGCUGUCCUCAUAUCAAUUGCGUCCAUAGUGGGGUUGGCGUUUGUGCUCAACUGUCGAACAUGGUGGCAGGUGCUGGAUUCACUUUUGAAUUCUCAAAGGAAACGCCUCCAUAAUGCUGCCUCCAAACUGCACAAACUGAAGAGUGAAGGAUUCAUGAAAGUUCUUAAGUGUGAAGUGGAAUUGAUGGCCAGGAUGGCAAAAACCAUUGACAGCUUCACUCAGAAUCAGACAAGGCUGGUGGUUAUCAUCGAUGGAUUAGAUGCCUGUGAGCAGGACAAAGUACUCCAGAUGCUGGACACUGUCCGAGUUCUGUUUUCAAAAGGCCCAUUCAUCGCCAUUUUUGCAAGUGAUCCACAUAUUAUCAUAAAGGCAAUUAAUCAGAACCUCAAUAGUGUGCUUCGUGACUCAAAUAUCAAUGGGCAUGACUAUAUGCGCAAUAUAGUUCAUCUGCCCGUUUUCCUCAACAGUCGGGGACUAAGCAGUGCAAGAAAAUUUCUUGUAACUUCAACAACUAAUGGAGAUGUUCCAUGCUCAGAUAAUGCAGGGAUGCAGGAAGAUGCUGACAGAAGAGUUUCACAAAACAGCCUUGGAGAGAUGACAAAACUUGGUAGCAAGACGGCCCUUAAUAGACGGGACACUUACCGAAGAAGGCAGAUGCAGCGCACAAUAACCCGGCAGAUGUCCUUCGACCUCACAAAACUGCUGGUUACGGAGGACUGGUUCAGUGACAUAAGUCCGCAGACCAUGAGAAGACUGCUUAACAUUGUUUCUGUGACAGGACGGUUACUGAGAGCCAAUCAGAUAAGCUUCAACUGGGAUAGGCUUGCUAGCUGGAUCAAUCUAACUGAGCAGUGGCCGUACAGAACUUCAUGGCUCAUAUUGUAUUUGGAAGAGACUGAAGGUAUCCCAGAUCAAAUGACAUUAAAAACCAUAUAUGAAAGAAUAUCAAAGAAUAUUCCGACAACUAAAGAUGUUGAGCCACUGCUUGAAAUAGAUGGAGAUAUAAGAAAUUUUGAAGUGUUUUUGUCUUCAAGGACCCCAGUUCUUGUGGCUCGAGAUGUGAAAACCUUUUUGCCAUGCACUGUAAAUCUAGACCCCAAACUGCGGGAAAUUAUUGCAGACGUUCGCGCUGCAAGAGACCAGAUUAAUAUUGGAGGACUUGCGUAUCCUCCGCUACCUCUGCAUGAGCCUCCCCCUCGACCGCCGUCCGGCUACAGUCAGCCGGCGUCCGUCUGCUCUUCGUCCACCUCCUUCAAUGGGCCGUUUGGGGGAGGGGUUGUGUCGCCACAGCCUCAUAGCAGCUACUACAGCGGUAUGACGGGGCCCCAGCACCCCUUCUACAACAGGCCAUUCUUUGCCCCCUACCUUUACACGCCAAGGUACUGCCCUGGCGGCUCCCACCAUCUCAUCUCACGUCCAUCAGUAAAAACGAAUUUGCCCAGAGAUCAGAGCAAUGGCCUAGGAUCAGGCCCAGCCUCAGGUACAGUGCCACUGAAUUCAAUGAACGUGGAUGCGGUUUGUGAGAAACUGAAACAAAUCGAAGGGCUGGACCAGAGCAUGCUGCCUCAGUACUGUGCAACCAUCAAAAAGGCGAACAUAAAUGGCCGUGUGUUGGCUCAGUGUAACAUUGAUGAACUGAAGAAGGAAAUGAAUAUGAAUUUUGGAGACUGGCAUCUUUUUAGAAGCACAAUAUUAGAAAUGCGAAAUGCAGAAAACCAGGUGGUCCCCGAAGACCCACGUUUACUGAGUGAAAACAGCAGCUCUGUUCCUCACGGUGAACCUGCUCGUCGCUCUGCGCACAGCGAGCUGCCCCACACCGAGCUCUCCAGUCAGGCUCCCUACACCCUGAACUUCAGCUUUGAAGAGCUGAACACGCUCGGCCUGGACGAAGGGGCUCCUCGCCACAGCAACCUAAGUUGGCAGGAAGAAAAUGCUGCCUUUGAGAUAGAUAGAUCUUCCGAGGGAUCCGGUUUAAGCUAAGGUAUGUAAAAAAUGAGUUUUCAAGAUCAUCAGUUUUAAACCACCACUGAAACAGUUCUUACCAAGAAGAGAAUUAAUAUUCUUACCACUUUAAAAAGAAUUAGGGUUAAAAGUAAGACAUAGCUAAAACAGUUGGUAGAAAUCAACAACCACUGUCACCGACAUGGUCAGAGACUUUUAAGUAGAAUGGUAAAGCACAGCCUUGGUUAACGCCAUGCUGCUGUGCCCUGCUCUGGGGGUGAGAGGUUUCUUAAAAGAGCAAGAGCUCUUUGACCAGGUCUGGCUGACUCUGUGGUGAGCUCUGACUCUCCAGUUAGUGAGGCAUUAGAAAAUAAGGAAUUUAUAGGCAUAAGUGGAUCCAUCAAGAAAGGCAAACAAUGAUUUCCAGACUAUUAGUAGAACGGCGACUCAAAGUCAGUAAAACAGUGUGUGGUUUGACCUCCCUGAAGUGAGAACCAACCCAAACUGGCCAGAACUGUGAAUUACAAUGAUACUGUAUAAGAAAAGCAGUGGGACUGUCUUGGGGUCCACAGAAUGUUCUGACAAUGUUUAUACAUGGUGAUCAGCUUGUUUAUAGAGACUACAGUUAGGUCCUUCGUUUCCUGAGGUUAAUAUGCUUUGUGUAAUGUUACUUCCCGCCUGCCUAUGCAGGAGACGUAAGAGAUGCGGGUUUGAUCCCUGGGUCAGGAAGAUCUGGAGAAGGGCAAGGCAACCACUCCAGUAUUCUUGCCUGGAGAAUCCCAAUGACAGAGGAGCCUGGCGGGCUACAGCCCAUAGGGUUGCGGAGAGUUGGACACAACUGAAGUGACUUAGCAUGUACAGUGUUCUUUACACCAGUGACAUAUAAUAUGAGCCCUUUCUUAGUUUUGCCCGGAUUUAACAAAACACAAAGCAAUCUUAUCAAAUGAUUAUUAGAACUUGAAUAAAAUUUUACUUUAAAAAAACAUUGAACUCCAUGCUCCCUGUUACUCAAAUUGAGUUGCUUGAAAUAAGAUCAUCUUGAUUACCCACCAUCGUUCUCUUGAUUUUAACAUGUGUUUUAUACUUAUUUGCCUCAUUUUCUUUCAAGGCAACAGGGGCUCUAGAUCUUAGUACCCUGCUCAUAGACCAUUCCUUCUGACAAUUCGGUUACCUUCUCACAGUUGUUGGCUCCUCACCAAAUACAAGGGGGUAAAGAAGAGACCACCUACUACUCAGUGAUCCUGCUUCCGGUUGGUUGGAGAAGAGAGAUUUGUCACUUCUGCCAGUUUUCUUUGUUCCACAUAGUUGUAAAAUUUGAAUUCAUUUUAAUGAAGUGUUUCUUUUAGAAAAUUUUAGGUAAAAGCCUGAAUGUAUAGCAAAAUGCAUGUAAAUAAACUCCUAUAUAACUUGGCAUUUCUUAUAUCAUCUUCUUGGUCAAGUGUCUAAUAAAAAGUUAGACUGUUACUUUCAAAAUUACCAUAGUUCCUGACACUUGCACUCUUUAGUUGUGCUUCAGAGAAUUUAUAGACUGUAUAUUGUUAUACUUAAUGCAAAUUAAACUUUUUAUUUUUAAAGAAUUUAUUUUCUUUUUGAGUUCUUUGUGUUUUUCCCGUUUUACCUGAGUUUUACCUGAGUUCACUAUUUUGUGUCUUAAGUUUUUUUGUUGUUGUUGUUGUCAUGUGUUCAUCCAUUUUACCAUAAAACACUCCUUAGAGUAUUAGAAUGGGAAAGAACCUCAAGAAUGCCUGGAUUUCAGAUAGCCAGGGGACACACAGUCAGUACUUCAUAAGGGAGUGAAUAAGGAAUACCUGAACUAGGAGAGUUUGCCCACAAAUCCUAAAAAUACUGAAUUUGAAUGCCUUCAGACAGUAUGUUUAUGCUGUAGUUCCUUACAGACCUUGCCCUCCCCUCCAUUCAAUACAAUGAAUGGUGUUGUCAUUUUAAUAAUAUUAAGUUCUCCCCCACUUCCCUAUCACCUUAUACCACCUGCUACCUGUCUGACUAUAUAAACUUUUCUGUUUAUGACUGGGAAUUUUUCAGGACAUGAUAUCAUACAUUGCUAAAAACUCUCAGGGAAGAAGACCCACGGCCCAUCUUGAUGAAUGUUGUCAUGGUUAAGUGCCAGGCAGUCUGCUCUGUGUGGAUGUAUUUUAGCCUCCGUGUGCCUUAGCCUUUUGUCUAGUCCUUUGUGGAGAUGCCCGUCUUAUAAAUUAAUUACAGAAUCAAAAUGGUUCAGUUCGACAUUUUACUUCAGGAUACUGAAGAUAUUUUUACGUAUAUCUUUGCAACAAUGAGCAUGUUUUCCCUGAGCCCAAGUUGCCCAUGUCGUUACAGUGGGGGUAGAUAACAUCAAGACCAUCCCCCACCCCAAAUCUGAUACCUAGGUUUACCCUUUCUCCAGCUCAAAUUUUAAAUGCUUUUGUUUCCCCCUGGUAGGGACAGUUAUUAUUUUCAUUGACUACUGCUCAUUGCUGUCUCUCAUUCCUUAUCUCAGGCUCACCACUCUGAUAAAUUUGAACUAGAAUACAUAAAUUAUACUGGGGUUCUGUGCUGAAUGUUUUAUAUUUGAGUGGGCCAUUUUGUGUGGAUUGAAAAUUUCUUUAUUAAGGUAGGCUAACCACUGUUCCAACCACCUCAAAAUCUCAUGGACUUAAUACAUUUGAGGUUUGUUGAUUGUUCCUGUAACAGUUCAGUGUUCCCUAAGUUGACAAAGAUUCAGGAGCCCAGGCUUCUUCACUUUGUGGCUCCACCAGCUUCCAAGGCUGAAUCCAGGGUCCUUUGCCCCAUCUUCUGUGUUCUGUUGAUACAAGGGGAGGAGAGAGGGGCGAGGCCCACACAAGGGAAGUUUAUAUCGUCCAGGUAUGGAAGUAGUGUUUGCACAUUCCACUGGCCUUCCUAGGCCCCUGGUUGUGCUGAGCUGCAAGGGUGGCUGCGGAAUUUGAACUGUAUGCCCUGGAGGAGGAGCGAGUGUUUUGGUAGCUCAUGGGCAUCUUCCCACGUAGAUACCUGACAUGGAUGUUCCGGAUUCAACACUGUGUCGCAUCUUGUUUUCAACUUCAGUCACAGUAUUUUUUUUUUAAGGCAUCUCUUAAUUUUUGCUUUGUAUGCAGUUUUCAUGCUGGUAAGGAAGUCUAUUAAAAUCGUAACACCUAGCCUGGAAGAUUGUAGGAUUUUAAGGUAAUUUUCAACUGGUUAUUUCCAUACAUCUGAGGAACUUUGCAAGUUUCUAAUAUUGAGCAGGCUGCAGGGAGAAUUAAGCAAGGUUAAGAAUGAAAAGAAUCAAGUUUCACAAUUUCUCUAGAAUCCUUUUUUAUCCAAAGACUCAGACCAUCCAUAAUCUUCCUGAUUCUUAAAAUUUGAUUACAGAGCAAGACUCUGUUGCAAGAAUCUAUCCUUUCAACAUGCUUCCUCCUGGAAGAGCGGCAACUGGACCUGGUUGCUUCUCCUUGUGCCAGGCAGAUGUGGCAGGACGUGGUCCUGGGAGGCCCCUGCUCCCAGCACAGGGACUGGGUGUUAAACAGAAGCUGAACUUCUGUUAGUGCGCACUCCCAUCUGAGAAAUGCAGCUCCCACACUUAGAAAGCAGUGCGAAAAUAAGACUUUAUGUUUACCAUUUUGUUUUUAAACAGAUUGGUCUGCAAUCUAACUCUGUUGACCACUUUCCAGUUUUUUUGUUUUUUCCUAUUGGUAUUUCAUCAAUUUCAAGGUACAGUUUUUCACACCUUGACUUUUCUGAAAUAUCUUCCAUAACACCAAUGGGAACAUUAAUGUUCCCAUUUUUCCUUCAGUGUUUCCUAAACUAGUGACACAUCCCACAGUUGAUGGAGUCUUGUUUGGAUUGAUGAGACAAGAUAUUAUUUUAUGCUGUGGUCACGGUGAAUUGUAUCUUUAGCAAUAGUAAUGGACUAGUGAUGGUUUAUAGUCAACUGAUCCCCCAAAUUGAACAUUUGAUGUUGAAUAUUUGUUUUAUCAGUUGUUAGUUCUGUAUUAAUUUUGGAUAGUUACACAUUUAUUAUAAUUUAAAAGUUUACAUUUAUUGAACACAUAUUCCUCAUAUUGCUCUAUAAUCUCUAUAUGUACACAAACUAAUCUCCACAACUUCAUGAAUUAAUUACUGUUAUCCUCAAUUGACAGACUGAAAAACUGAGUAAUUUCCCAAGGUCAUACAGCUUCUAAGUGGCAGAGCUAGGGUUCAAGCCCAGGCAGUGGACUUCAGAAGGCCCACUCUUAUAUUACAUUUAUCUGCAUUGUUCUUUAGCUAAUUGGGGAUGAGUCAAUUUUUAUACUUCUCUCAAGAUAACACUUCAACUAUAACUUAAUUUGCUGUACCAUUACCAUUGUCUACUUGUUUUAAAAUAGGGUUUGGGGUUUACGAAAAAGUCUUUUAAAAAAAUCUAUAGCCAUGUAAAUUACAUAUAUAAGGAAAAUUUUUUUUUAAACAUCAAACAUCUUUAUUCCUACUAGUUAUUUUGGAAAAUGUUUAAUUUUUGGUUUAAAAAUCUUUAACUUUUCUUUUUUUUUAACAUGCUUUACCCCAUUAUUCAUGGAUUAGACCAUCACAUUAAAGUUGUACAUAGUGCUGGAUAUAUUAAUUUUAUUUGCAGUCUUGUUAUAUGACUUUCAUAUAGUUGCUCUUCUAUAUGCCUAUUGUCAGUAUUCUGUGUUAGAUUGCAAUCUUAAAUACCACUAUAUGUAUUUUUCUUUAUAUUCUAUUAUUAAAAGUACUAAUACCUAAUAAAUGUUAAUAGAUAA